AUGACCCAGUUUCUCAUACAUUGGCUGGUUUCCGUUGUAUUCUUUUACUUGCUCUGUUCAUGUGUUUCAAGUGUUUGUGAUGCACUCUAUAGGGAUCAAGUUGUUGGGUGGCCGCCUCGUGGGAGCUACCGGAAGAACACACUAGCCGCCAAUGCUACAAAGACCAAGGUGGAGAACAAAGAUGAUUGCGUACACUAUGAUCAGAUCUGUUUGGCAGAUUUGAGUACCCUGAGCUCAUCUCAUUUGAAGAAAGCAGCAUUUUUCAGUUUCAGAUUCAUGUCGGCAUACAAAGCUAAUAGUACCACACCAAGCAAUCAUGAAAACAAAUAUUCUUGCAAAACAUCAACAAGAGACAGGCUCACAAAUGGUUCUAGGAUAAAUGCUCUUAGGGACCAGGAGUAUGUCCUGACCUAUGAAGAUAAGGAUGCUGAUUGGAGCUCUUUGGCGAUCUUCCUUGGCAGUGAAACUGCCGGCAAUUGUAGUUCCUACCAUAGGACACAGUCUGCCCGGGGAAAAUAA
Triticum dicoccoides is the source of this 519-nucleotide messenger RNA. Its product is annotated as auxin-responsive protein IAA19-like. NCBI's taxonomy places the organism in Eukaryota, Viridiplantae, Streptophyta, Magnoliopsida, Poales, Poaceae. The transcript is spliced from 6 exons. The record is from RefSeq and is a predicted model, not a curated record. The coding region runs from base 1 to 519 and encodes 172 amino acids.